Didymodactylos carnosus is the source of this 705-nucleotide messenger RNA. NCBI's taxonomy places the organism in Eukaryota, Metazoa, Rotifera, Eurotatoria, Philodinida, Philodinidae. The record is from the annotation of a GenBank genome assembly.
AUGGCUAGUGACUUAGGUGGCCCGUCAAAGGGCUUAUUGGGUAUUUUUGGCGUGUUAUUAUUUGGUAGUAGUAUCGCAUCCGUUGUUUUGGGUGCAAUAACCUUGUUGAGAUACAUUAAUGUGCCAUAUGAUUUCGGUCAAUUCUCUUUAUAUGCUGCAUCCAUUGCACUUAUUACCAUUGGUGGUUUACUUCUGAUUACUCUGAUAGUUGGUGUUAUUGGUGCAUUAAAUGAUAAUGAAAACCUUCGUCUGGUUACAUUAGUAUUAGUAUUUUUACUAUUUAGUGCAUUAGCUGUCAUUGGGGCUUGGUCAAUGACUUUGGUUAAAACAAAUCGUUUGCAACGUGGUAUUGAUGAGGAUAUUGACUAUUCAAACAAAAUGUAUGCCAACAACUCUGAUGCACAAAAAAAAAGAGUUGAUGAUUUGAAUGCACAGUAUAACUGUUGUGGUAGGAAUAAUUAUACUGACUUCCAAGUUGGUUCAUUACCAGCUUCAUGUUGCAAAACGAAAGAUUGUGAUCCAAAAAAUGUUGAGAGUAUUCAUCAAAAAGGUUGUUCAUCAUCGAAUUAUCCUUCUGAGAAAGUUGAAAAAGUUUUCCGAAUGUCUAUCAUAUCAUUAGCAUGUGCUGGAGCCGUUUUAUUUGGUUUAAUUUUGUAUGGCGUCUUAAUGAAACAUACAAGAGGUUAUGUAGCUGUUAAUCAUUAA